Loa loa (African eye worm) is the source of this 294-nucleotide messenger RNA. RefSeq lists its product as hypothetical. The record is from RefSeq and is a predicted model, not a curated record. Gene Ontology annotation, molecular function: group II metabotropic glutamate receptor activity. Bases 1 to 294 code for a protein of 97 amino acids. The transcript has 2 exons. Gene Ontology annotation, biological process: G protein-coupled glutamate receptor signaling pathway; regulation of synaptic transmission, glutamatergic. Lineage: Eukaryota; Metazoa; Nematoda; Chromadorea; Rhabditida; Onchocercidae.
AUGUUGUAUGCAUUGGAUGUUAUCAAUUCUCAACGUGAAUUUUUGCGCGGUUAUAAACUGGGUGCUCUUAUAUUGGAUUCAUGUUCAAAUUCAGCCUAUGCUCUCAAUCAAAGUCUUGACUUUGUCCGUGAUGUGAUUGGCUCAGCUAAUUUAUCUGAAUAUCAGUGUCGUGAUGGCAAUCCUCCGAAGAGUCGGCAAAUGCCACACAAAAAUGUUGCUGGAGUUGUUGGCGGCAGCUAUAGCUCUGUUACUGUUCAGGCAGAGCUGACAUUGUUUCAAAACAACGUUAGGUAA